GGAGAGCCAAGAAGCGGAAAAGCCCCUUUGGGAGCGGAGCAGAGCUCCAAGAAGCAGCUCUGAGGCUGCUGGAACACCACCAGAACCUGAGUGACCUCCUCCUGGAGGUGGAAGACCCAGCCAAGCCAUGUGUGCAGGGUGGUGCAGAGCACCUGGGAGUGCCAUCAGAGUCAUUUGUAGUGUCUGUUCUGCAGGAACAGGCCUCAAAGCUGGGUGUGCCCACAGCCAUCCUGGCAACCAAAACUGCUGCUACCAACAUGGAGAGGAUCUGCCAGGCCCCUGCCAGCCCCUCCCCACUGCUGACCUCGGACCAGAGAAAGAGGUUGUCCUGCUUGCUCCAUGCAGUGAAGGAUUUGCUGGCAAACAAUGUGUUCUGUCACUCACUCUUCUGUCAGGAAAUGUGGAAAAUGAAGGAGCCUCCAGUGCUGGAAGCUGUGUGGCACCUGCACAGAGGGGACAUUGCUGGGCUGGCAGAGCUGCUGGAGAGGUGCCCAACAGUCCCUGCAGCAGUGGAGUGGCUGUGCAGGAGCCUCUGUGGGCUCUGUGAGCAGGUUGGGGACAUCCCCUCUGAAGAGUUGGAGCUGGCACGGAGCCUCCUCUCAGACUUUGCCAUCGUGUUUCUUCAGAAUGGCUUUGAGCAAACUUCAGAGCUGGGUAGGAAGGUGGAAUUCCAGAAGGUUUCCCAUAUCUGCCAAGCUGUCCUGCAGAGAAUGCUGGCAUGGGUGCUGGAUGCUGUUGGGAAAGAGAAGCAGGAAGAUGUCUGCACGUUGCAAGCUGUGAGGUUCUGGCUGACUGUGUUCCAUGUCUCAGGCUAUGGCAGUGUGGCUCACCCCGAUUCUGUGAAGCAGUUUUUCAGGCACACCCUGACCGAGGUGCUAACCUACAACCCUGUGCUGAAAGUGUCUGAUGCCAUCCACAUGCAGAAGGAGUGGAGCUUCACCAAAGCUUCUCCCCUGCUCAUCACCCUGUACCGCCAGCUGCUGGUGGCAUUCAGCACCAAGGAGUCCAUCUGCCAACUGCAGCAGGUCCUGGAGACCCACGAGGUGAACUGGCAGCAUGUCCUGUCCUGUGUUUCCACCCUGGUGGUCUGUCAGGCCGAGGCUGAGCAGCUCUUCAAGGAUUUUGACAUGGAGAACCUGAUCACUGCAUUCCUGAUCGCCCGUCAGGCAGCCCUGGAGGGCCCUGCUGUCUUCAUGCCUUACUCUGAGUGGUUUAAGGCUUCCUUUGGGAAUGCUGGUGGCCACCAGGGGAGCAACAAGAAGGCUCUGGUGUUCCUCCUGGAGUUCCUGUCCGAGCUGGUGCCCUUCGAGGCUGCUCAGUACCUGAAGGUCCAUAUCAUGUACCCACCCUUUGUGCCAGCCAAGCACCGCUCCCUGCUCCUGGAGUACAUCACUCUGGCCAAAACCCGACUGGCAGAUCUCAAGGUGGCCAUAGAGGACAUGGGGCUCUAUGAGGAUCUGUCUUCCACUAAUGAGGCUGUGCAGCCCCAGGGCCAGGCGCUCCGAGAUGUGGAAAAGGCCCUUCAGAUAUUUGAAAACACACGGAAGAUACCAACAUCUGUGAUAGAAGCCAGCAUUUUCAGGAGACCCUAUUACACCUCCUGGUUCCUUCCUGCUUUGCUCAGGCCACGUGUGCUCCCUAAGACCCCAGACACACACAUGGCCUUUAUAGACUAUUUGAAGAGAGCUGAUAAAAUACCAUCAAACUUGUACUCCACAUACCUGCAAGCCUGCAGGGCUCUGAGCGAGAAGAAGUUACAAGAUGACUCCAGAGCAGAGCUAAACCAUUCCAAAGAGCCUGUGGAGCAGCUGAAGGCUGAACUGGUUUGGUUCAGGACUCUGGUUGUGGACCAGGCCCAGUGGGAAGAUGUGCCAGCACAGGUUGCUGUGGUUUCAGACAGACUCCGGAGUGUCCUGGCUGACAGCAGUGAGGAGAAUGAAGCUUCUCCUUUCAAUUCUCCAAUCCAAGUGGACAUUGCUGCCUCCAGGCUGGAAUCCUGCCAGCAGCGCGUUGUUGAUCUGCUGCUGACAUCAUUCUGCCAAACCCUAAUAGCUGCUUCCUCUUUCAACCCUCCUGACAGGCAGGGCCCAUCCCUCUCUUUGUUGGUGAAGAUGAUGUGUGGGCACAGGAAUCUCCUACCUGCACUUCUGGGCAGGCUCUGUCAGCUCAUUUAUCAUCAGGGUCCUUCCCUGACUGAUGCUCAUAUCUUAGGACUAGCAGCUUUUGUGAUCCACUUAAGUGAAUCCAGAGCUUUAAUUCCUGAAGUGGAGGCCAAUUUUGGGACUUUCCAGCCUGUUCCUGGAAAAACCCUUUCCAUUUCGGAGUUCUGGACCUCCUUGCUGGUGUGUAGGACAGAAGAGUCAUUUGCCUUCUGCAUGAGAUUUUGCACUGCAGCAGCAACUUACCUGAUGUGCAAGUUUUCAUCCUGUUCCCAUGAGGAUUUUUGUGCCUUGGUCCCUCCUGGCCUACUGAAAAAGCUGCAGCACAUUGUGCCACGGCUGAGCCUGGAGGCUCGAGGGGUCCUGAGCAAGGAGGCCACAAAUGCCCUGGCCUGGUGUGCCCUGCCCUGCCCCUCUCUGAACUACAGGAGAGCUAGCCUGGCUUUGUGGAGGCAGCCACGCUUCCAGGGGCUCUUGAAGGAAGAGGCAUUCCAGUUGUCUUUCAGAGAGUGGCUGCUGCUGGAGCUGGAAGUGUGCCCUGAAAAGGACAUUCUCUCUGCUUCAGAAAGACAGGAUUUCCAUUACUGGGCCAUCUAUCAGCACUAUCUUCCUGCACCUUCCACUGCUGGUGGCUGUGAUGGAGACUUGGAGAAGGCAUGUGGAGUUAUCAUCAAUGCCAUCCUGGAUUUCUCCCAGAGGCUGGACCUGGGUGGCUGUGGCCACUCAAAGAUGUCAGUCAGCCCUGAGAUUCUCUGCAGGCUGCAGGAGCUGGUGCUGGAGCUGAGGUGCAGGAGAAAGCUGCUGUCGAUCUGCUCAGCUGCACAGAGACACUUCCUGUUCGAGAUUCUCCAGGGAAGAUUAAGAGACAGAAAGCCUGGAUCUGCCUUGGGAGAGCAGCUGUGGAGGCAGCAGGAGCUGCUGCUGCACAGAAGGAUCCUGGUUGGGCUCCCUGCAGCCACCCUGAUCACCACGUAUAGGAAAGGAAACAGGACCGUGUUGGACUGUGAAGACUUUUUUCAGUUUGUGAACUCAGAGCUGAAGAACAUCUGCUCCAGAGGCUAUGCUCUCCCCUACGACAUCACGGCUCACUUCUUCAGGGGCCUGCUGAAUGCCAGCUUGGACUGUGAGGAGGCAGCAGAAGGGGUCAACGAUGCUCUAACAGUGUGUCAGACCAAAUGCCCUCUGGUGCUGCUCUCUGCAGGGCUGUGGUGGCCCAGGCUGGAGCCAGUGCUUUGCUCUCAGUGGAAGAGACUCUUUGGGAAUCCACUUGCAGAGGAACUAGACAGACUGAGGGGGUGUCAGGCCUCAGCCACCAGAUUCCUUUCCUCAGGAGCAGUCUUCCCUCUCUCUGACCCUCCUUGGCUCUCAGCUGCCUUCCUGCAUGGAGCCAUCCUGCACCAGUCACUGCACCGACAGGGGAGAGAGGCCCUGGAGAGGUUGGGGACUGAGGCAAAGCAGGUUCUUGUUUCCCUGCUGUUCUUCUCACUCCUGGAUCUCAUCUCAGCCAAAAUAGCACCAAAGGAAGGAGUGGAUUUUCAGACAUCUCUGGAAUGGUCCCUGGAGAUCUUGCAGUGCCUGGAAGAGAGGGGCACAUCCUGGCCACUUCUUUUCCCUUCAGCACAGAGAGCCCCCGGGCAAUACCAUGUCCUGCUCAGUGCAGCCUCAGCCCGACACAUCCAGCUCCUGCCCGUUGCAUUCUACAGCCUCACCCCCGGCCUCCACCCAGAGCUGCUCCAGGGAGAGCCAACCUUCCUCUGUGUGGCACUGGAUCUGUACAUCCACUUGCUCCAGCUCUUUGUGGAAGAGGAAUUCCUGCCACAGUAUGAUCAAGACCCCACAGAGCAUGAUCCCUUGGAAGUGAUCUCUGUGGCCCGGCGGUUCCUGCUGGGAACCAUCCCACGCUGCCCUGCCCAGAGCUUUGGGAACAUACAGCAGCUCCUGAGCACCUGUGAGGAACUUGACCCGGAGCUGGGAGCCACCAUCCGGCACUGCUCCCAGCCUGCUGCAGCCAUGGAGCUGGAGGAAGAACUGGAACUGUUCUGA
Molecule: messenger RNA, 4202 nt
Organism: Acanthisitta chloris (rifleman)
Lineage: Eukaryota; Metazoa; Chordata; Aves; Passeriformes; Acanthisittidae
Gene: FANCA
Product: Fanconi anemia, complementation group A
Exons: 42
Biological process (GO): interstrand cross-link repair; regulation of regulatory T cell differentiation
Cellular component (GO): Fanconi anaemia nuclear complex
Source: RefSeq, a predicted model, not a curated record